AUUUUGCACUUAAGAGACGUCAUUCAACCGCGAUCGCUAUGAAAAUGAAUAUGCCAUCUAAAUCUUGUUCAUCAGCGUAUUCAUCUGAAGAAAGCGAAACAUCCUCAUCACCUUCCAGAAGAAGACGAAGAAUCAGCAGUCCACGGGAUACCCAAAAAACAAAAUUAUCUAAAACAGUAUCAAAAUGGGAACGAUUACACGUACAACACCAUCUAAAAAUUCAAUAUGCCUCAAGAUACAUAGAAGAACCUCUAGAUUUAUUUGCAAUGGUAGCAAGAGAUGUAUCUCCACUUAGCAAAGAACAAGAUGAAUACAUCGACUUUGUCAACAAGUAUUUAUCGUUCAGUAUGCCAUUGACUUCCUUCCAUCAUCAGAGUAAAAUAGUUGAAGAUGCACUGGACACAUGUGAAAAUGAAAUAAAAGAACUUGAAGAAAGAGACAAAUCCUGGUGGGUUUUGAAGUUAAAGGUAUUUGUUGCAGGAAUUAGAGCUCUUUUUGAAGAUGUAAAAGACUACAGAAGAAAAAAUCAACCAUUUGAGGAUUUUUGUACCAGCUUUGUUGGAGUCUUUGCAGACCUAUGCUGUUUGAGAGUACAAUACUGUAAACGAGUUCGUCAUGUUGUUAUGGAAAAUUUAAAAGAUAUAAAACAAGUUACUUCAGAACCAGAUAUUCGCCUGUUUAAAUGUGGACUUAAUCAUGAGUUUUCAAAGGUCAUGGUUUCUGUGGUACAGGUAAUACCAGAUUUAACUUACAACCCAGUGAUUCCUUCAGGUAAAACUAAGAAACGAAGAAAGACAUUUAGAGAAAGAUCAAGAAGAUCAGGAUUUAUCAGUGAAAAUGUACUUUCAAAAUAUUCUACCUCAAGCAUGGAAACAUUAGCAUCUGGUGAUACAGAAGAGUUGUCUAUAGAAGUAGACUUAAAUGAUAGAGUUCUGGGUCAGCAUGCAGGAGAAUUGUUGUUAGAUCUGCACAACAAACAUAAAGGAGAUGAAAAACUACAUUCAGAAGAUGAAGUAAGAAAGAAUCUAACAAUGACUGGGAUGAUUGUUAAUGGAACUAGAGUUUUCUUUACAUUGCUGGAAAUGACAAGAAAACAUUACCAGAAACUUAAAGAUUAUGAAGAUCUUGACGAAAAUGAUAAAGCUAUAAUAUAUUAUUCAAAUCCAAAAGACAUUCUAAUGGAGCCAGAACGUAGGACGUUAAUCAAAGAUUUUAUGUCACUUAAUAAUAUUGAAUAAUAGAAAUCUGUUUCUCUUGUUUUAAAUAAUGAAAUUCAUGCUAUAACGAAGAAUGUAAACACAUUUACAUUUUUAACCGGAUUUUCGAAGUAAAAAUCGGUUAUUGAUUUGGGAAUGUACAGCGGCCGGGCGGGCAGCUGCCAAACAGUGUAUGUUCAUUUACAUGAAAACGCUUUGAAGAAAUGCUUUCAAAUUUAGAUAUGUUGUUUCCUGGGACUAAAUGAAGGUCAAGUUUAAUUUUAAUGGUUUUAGCUUUUCUCGUUGUUGAGUUACAGCCCUUUCCCAAGAAUUCAAUUUUUGACGAAUUAAUCCAUUUCUGUACAAAGGGAAAUAACUCAUUUUUUAAAAGAUUUUUAAAAGACAUUGUAUUAAUGAUAAAUGACAUUUUGGAUUUAUUUUCUUUUCUUUGGUAAAUUGUUUGAAGAAUUUUGUGGAAGGUUUGUUUGUUAUUCUGUAUAAACUAAUUUUCUGAAUGCUAUAUAUAUAAUUUUUUUUUUAUGAAGUGAACUCCUUUAAUUAGAUAAUAAUCUAUUUUUAUUAAAGGAUAUAUUUCAUUACAUUACAUUGUGUAGAUAAAGUUGAUAGAUAAGUUGCAGAUCUAUAUUAGUUUGUGGCAAAUGAAAGAAAAAAUAUUUGGAACUAUUAAUCAUAUUUGAUUAUGAUUUGAAAAUAGAUAUACAUUGUGUUACAUCAUAUCUAAUUUUAGAGAACUAUUUUUAGUGAAAUCAUAUCUAAUAUUAGAAUACUAUGUUAAACCAUAUUUCUGUUCAAAGGGAAAUAACUCAAACUUAUUCCAUGAACCAGUAAUGAUAACAUCAACAUUUCUUUAUAACUAUUUUUUUUAAGUCAUGUGUGUUAUGAAGGUAGAUGUCACAGUUGUUAUGUGGUAUUUUAUUUUUGUUGUGUGUGUUAAUGUUCAAUUUUUACAUGAGCCUGUUUUGGGUUCAGAUUUGCAAAUAAUAUUUUCAUUAUUAAUUAGAUAAUAAUCUAUUAUAAAUAUUCAAUCACAAUCCAAAUUCAGAGCUGUUUCAAGCUUAAAUGUUGUGUCCAUACUUGCUCAACUGUUCAAGGUCCGACCUCUGCAGGAAAAUCUGGUUUGCUGUCACUGGACAGCCUCUUGUUUGUCUUUUUUGACAUUUUUUAUUACUGUGGAUUUUUUGGUGGAUACCAAUUUUUAUGGAAUGAAGGAAAAUUGUAAUUUGAUGGAUAUUUGAUUUUGUGGUUUUCCCAAAGUCUGUAUAUAUGCCUAUAGAUAAUUUGUACACUGUUGAACAUUUUUAACUCAUGGUUUACCUAUACACAUAAUUACACAAAAAUUAGUAUCCAACGAAUUAUUAUGAAUCCACAGUAUAAACUUUAAGUGAACAAGUUUAACGCUGCGUGACUAAAAUAGACAUGGUCAUUACAUUUAAAGCCUAGGCUACAAGCUGUUUACUUGAGUUUUCUAAUAUUAUCAUUAUGACAUUUAAUGUUAAUUUUAUUCAAUGAUUUCUACAAAACCUUCUAGUCAGUGUUGUUUUAUUUUAUGAAUAAUGAUAAUCUCAAUCUAAUUAAAUUACAGAUCUUGUGUCAACGCUUUGCUAACAAGGUUCUGACAAAGCUCUGGUCAACUUUCUAUUUUUAAGACCUUCUGGUUUUGUUGCAAUGAUAGACACUUUUAAAAGUUUGUAGGCAGGAAUUUCAUUGGCCGAUGUAAUAAUUACGAGAAAAGAAAGUAGAAAGAAGUGUUGUCAGAUCCUUGUAAGCAAAGUGUGGAAUCAGAUCUGUAUUUGAAUCAGAUUGGAUAUUCCAAGUCAUUUGAAAGCCUUCUUUCUGUUCCGAUUAAAAAUUACAAUGAAUGAUUAAGAAGUCUUGAGAACAUUUAUAAACUCUGUUAUUUAAAAAUUGCAUUAAGUAGAAUUUUAUGAUAAUUUAGUUAUAAAUUCCUAAUUCCAACUGUAUACUGUUUACAUGGUAUAGUAUGUAAGAUGCAGAAAUUUACUUAUGUAUUGAUUUUAAUGUUUUCAAUUAAAAAAAUUUUUUUUACUGUA
This is a messenger RNA of Mytilus californianus (California mussel), 3268 nucleotides long. RefSeq lists its product as uncharacterized. The record is from RefSeq and is a predicted model, not a curated record. The coding region runs from base 39 to 1238 and encodes 399 amino acids. The transcript has 5 exons. Lineage: Eukaryota; Metazoa; Mollusca; Bivalvia; Mytilida; Mytilidae.